Molecule: messenger RNA, 1448 nt
Organism: Colletotrichum navitas
Lineage: Eukaryota; Fungi; Ascomycota; Sordariomycetes; Glomerellales; Glomerellaceae
Product: methyltransferase domain-containing protein
Exons: 4
Coding region: 475-1353 (292 amino acids)
Molecular function (GO): S-adenosylmethionine-dependent methyltransferase activity
Source: RefSeq, a predicted model, not a curated record
GAGAAGAGGAGCGGGGUGUGUGUAUAAAUCGACAUUCGUUAUUGGUGCUCUGCUCCCACCUUUGCACCCCGACCCUCGGCGUAUGUCCGACUUUUGGUACCGGGGCCGGUUAUACGACUCGAAACCCCGCCACCUCCCACUUCCCCCGCAUCACACAUACAUACCUUACCUGCCCCACACAUUCGAUGUAAGAGGUGCGGGAGGAAGAGAGAGAGAGGGUUGGACGACCGCAAAGAACCUGAGGGAUUUGCUCUUUCAAAGGGGAUAUUGGUUCUUCUUGUUCGUCCACAAUAUCGCGCGAUUGCAUCAUCAUCACUGCCUCGGAUCUUCUUUGCCCACGUCAGCGGAGCUCGUUCCCGAACACGCACACCUUUUGAACAGGAGGUCUCGUGCCUCACAGACUAACCACACCACACUCCACGGCUCGAACCAAGAUCCAUAUUUAGAAACUCGGGAUCAAGAAAACAGGCAAACAUGUCACCCAGUACCCUCCACCAGGGCGCGGCAAAGGGCUUCGCCGACGCCGCCACCUACGACGCCUACCGGCCCUCGUACUCGUCCGAGGCUACCCAGAAGUUCCUCUCGCACCUGCGCCUCGCCGACGUCCCUCAUGCACGAGUCCUGGACCUCGCGGCGGGGACGGGCAAGAUGACGGAAGUGCUGGCGGCGCGGCACGAGGGGUUCGAGAUCGUGGCCGUCGAGCCUCACGAGGGCAUGCGCGCCGAGCUCGAGAAGAAAGAGUUGCCCGGGGUCGAGGUGAAGGACGGCUUUGCGGCGAAGUUGCCGUUAGGAGAGGAGUGGGCCGACGGUGCUAUCGUUGCGCAGGCCUUUCACUGGUUCGCGACACCAGAGGCUCUGAAGGAAAUCCACCGCGUUUUGAAGCCCACUGCCGUGCUGGGUGUGAUUUGGAACAUUGAGGAAUACAACAAGCCGCAACACUGGGAGGCCAGUACGCCCUGGGAAAAUGCCCUCAACGAGCUCGUCUUCAGCCUCGGCUCCGACGGCCAGCCGCGCUUUCGAAACUUCGUCUGGAAGGACGUGUUCGACAACCAGCUCGACUCAAACCCGCUGCGCGCCGUCAGAGACGUUAUCAUGGAGGGCGGGCGCAAAAUGCCGCUGUUUUCGGUUCCCGUGGGCGAGGAAAAGGUUCCAUUCACGGUCUGGCUGACUCCCGAGGCCCUGUGGAACCGGCUGCGGACGCUGAGCCAGAUCGCCGUGCUAGAGGGGGACGCAGCGAGUGCGUUCAAGGAGAAAUUCGAUGCUAUUGUGGCGGGGGAGAGCGUAGAGAGGAAUGAGAAGGGCGAAGUUUUGUUGCACGGGGUUACGUAUCUGGCGUGGACCUCGAGGCUGUAGGUGCGCGCGGAGGCGAGCAUCUGGUAGUGGUGGUAUAUGCUGUUUUGAUUUCAUAGAUAUUUUGUGCAUAACGCGCCUCUUGGCCAGCAUAAUGU